AUGGAUGCGGCGACGAUCGUGCUCUUGUCGCAGACGGACCACCAUCUAUUCGAGGUGGCGCACCCGCGGCUCGACGUCUUCGACUCGCCGCGCUGCACGCGCCUCGCCACGCAGGCGUGGACGGGCCGCCGCCUCGUCGCUCUCGCCGCCGCCUCGAUCGAACCCCGCCUUUGUGAUUCGGACAUCGCGGCCGUUCAUUCCGGCUCCCACGUGGCACAGCGACCGUUGGGGUCCGACGUGGCGCGGGGCGCCAUUCCGAUCCGCUUGUGCGAGGACGCGUAUCCCGGGUGGAUAUCGGCUGCUGACGUGGCGGAAGGCGCCAUCCGUCGCUUGUCCAUUGGCUCAGAGAGUGAAACGCGAGAGGCAGGCGAUGCGGGGUAUAGGGACAGGCGGAAGGGCGGAGGAGGGGAGUGUGAAGGCGGAGGCACGGCAGAGAAUGGGGACAUGGGGGUGGGCGUGGAGGAAGAGGCGGACUUGGCGGGGGAGAGAGAGGCGGCGGUUGCAUUCGCGGAGGCGGCGAGGGCGGAGGGCGACCGGUACCUGUGGGGCGGCACCACGGGGCCGCACUUCGACUGCAGCGGGCUCGGUGCGUGCCUCCCCUUGCCUCUCGCCUUGCCUCAUGGCGCCGCCCCACGCGCACAGCGCGGAGCGCAGAGCGCAGCUGCCUUGGCUGCAGUGGUUGCGGUGGUUGCGUGGUCGCAGCAGCAGGGCGGUAGCGAUGUGUGGCACGGCUGUAGCGCACCAUGCAAGCUGGCUGAGUGUGAGGCGAGUGCUCAUGCUGUGCGCUCUCAUUCGUCUGCCAUCGCCUGUGUGUAUCGCCGGGUGAGGGCGGUGGUUGCUUCUCCUGUGUGCACUGCUAUGGCAUGCUGUGCUGCGGCUAUUCUGUGCUCAACUGCCAUGCCACUGCUUGCAGCAACUGCUCUUUCCUACGAAAGCUCGACUUUCUCUCGUCCUUCUCUUCUGGAUUUUUCUUCGUGGAUGCCUUGUGGCAUGGUGGGUGUGGUGGCAUGGUGGGUGUGGUGGCAUGGUGGGUGUGAUGGCAUGGUGGCAUGCAGUGCAGCGAGCAUAUGCAUCGGCUGGAGUGUGGGUGCCGCGAGACGCCUUUCAGCAGGUCAGUGCGUCUGCUUCCACUCAUGGGGAGGCACCUCCUCAUGGCCCUCAUCCUCCACGCCACUCACCUUCCACACUGCGUGCUCAUCUUUGCUCUCACCCGCCUUCCUUGCCUCACUCCGCACCCUUCUCUCCCCGCCAUGCGUGCAGGAGGCCUUCUGUGAGCCAGUCUGUGUGGACCGCAUCGCUCGAGGCGAUCUGAUCACCUGCCGCUGCCGCUCACCUUCCCAUGGUGCAUGCCUCACCGGCUGGCAGGUGUUCUUCGGCACGACACGUGCCACACAUGUCGGCAUCGUCACCCACGCCAAGCUAUGGCACCCACACCACCACACUCCACCACUGUCCACCGGAUCCAGCCCCUCCCACGCAUGUGACAGCAACCCAUCCCACGCAUGGCGUGUGGUGCAGGUGGCGUUUCUGCACAGCUCUGGGCGUGAUGACGGGCACGACGGCAUCGUCUCUGACUGCCUGCGCCUGCUGCUGCCCUGCCGUCCACGUCGCGCUCAUCUGUCGCGCGGCGAGGCACGUGUGUUGAUGGAGCAUGCCCAUGGCUCGAAUGACGCGUGCGUGUGCUGCCUUGGUGUGAGCAGCUGCUCGGGCAAGGAGGGCUUGGGUGAGGAGCAAGAGCGCAUGAGUGCAGAGGGAGGCAGCAGGACGUGUGGGGCAGGCGAGGCAGGGGAGUGGAAGGUGGUGAAGCGGUGGCACGUGGGCAGCAGGGAGGAGGGGGAGCAGGGGGGGGAAGACAGCGGCCAGGCCACCGUGGAGGGCGGGCAGGGGCAACGGUGGCAGGGACGGAUGACGCUCGUGGCAACGCGCACUGCAGGCAGUGAGGACGCGGUUUUGGCAGAGGGAGGGGAGGGCGCAGCAGAUUGGGGGAAGGGCGUGGAGGUGUGUGCGCAGGGCAGGGUGGCGCAGCACUAUGGUGCUCAGCUCAGGGGCUUCGGGUGCGUGCUGCACACCCUGCCACCAUCGCUCGCCCACAUCCCCCCCCACCUCGUGCUGCCGCUUCAGGUGUAG
This is a messenger RNA of Closterium sp. Naga37s-1, 2127 nucleotides long. Lineage: Eukaryota; Viridiplantae; Streptophyta; Zygnematophyceae; Desmidiales; Closteriaceae. The record is from the annotation of a GenBank genome assembly.